Equus quagga is the source of this 1859-nucleotide messenger RNA. RefSeq names its product leukocyte receptor cluster member 1 (gene LENG1). Lineage: Eukaryota; Metazoa; Chordata; Mammalia; Perissodactyla; Equidae. The coding region runs from base 123 to 917 and encodes 264 amino acids. The transcript has 4 exons. The record is from RefSeq and is a predicted model, not a curated record.
GGGCGUGUUAACUAUCCCAGGACCAAUCCGUGUCCGAGGCAGGAAUAACAGGGCGGGGCAUCCUCUCGCCAAUCGGAAGUGCUAGGAGGCGGGCCUGCCAGUCUGUGAACGGCUACGACGCCAUGAAUAUCUUGCCCAAGAAGAGUUGGCACGUCCGGAACAAGGACAAUGUCGCCCGCGUGCGGCGUGACGAGGCCCAGGCCCGAGAAGAGGAGAAAGAGCGUGAGCGGAGGGUGCUACUCGCUCAGCAGGAGGCCCGCACAGAAUUCCUACGGAAGAAAGCCAGGCAUCAGAACUCGCUACCUGAGCCUGGAGCAGCAGAGGCAGGAGCCCCAAGUUCUGGCCCUGUGGACCUGUUUCGGGAGCUGCUGGAGGAAGGGAAAGGGGUGACCAGAGGCAAUAAAGAGUACGAGGAAGAAAAGCGACAGGAGAAAGAGAAGCAAGAGAAGGCUCUGGGCAUCCUAACGUACCUGGGCCAGAGUGCAGCGGAAGCCCAGACGCAGCCCCCUUGGUACCAGCUGCCCCCUGGGCGAGGGGGCCCCCAGCCUGGCCCAGGACCAGAUGCGAAGAUCAAGAACCGCCUAGACCCUCUGCGGGAGAUGCAGAAGCACUUGGGGAAGAAGAGAAGGCACAGUGGUGACGACAGUCGUUGCAGCAAAAAGGAAAAGGAGGGGUCUGAGAAACAUCGGCCCAAAGAACCCCCGUCCCUGGACCAGCUUCGAGCCGAACGUCUUCAGCGAGAAGGGGCUGAGAGGGCCCGUGCAGAGGCCCUGCUGGCCCGGGUCCGAGGCACAGCACCCCAGGAGGAUCAGCCAGAAGAGGCAGACGAUCGGCGGAGGCGGUACAACUCCCAGUUCAACCCCCAGCUGGCCCGGCGCCCCCGGCGGCAGGACCCCCCCUGGCUCACUGACUCCUGAGGGGUACAGGAGAGGCCGCUACUGCCAGCCGUCAUAUAAAACUAUUUAUUCAUAAAUAUUUUCCAAAAUGAAAAUAGGUUUACCAAAAAAUGUCCCUCACUGGGGAGGGGAGGAGGGGGCAGCCCUCGCCCCCGGGCCCCCAGGGCGGGGCUGAGAGGAAGACAAAACCUCCCGGCCCCCUCCCUGCUUCCUGGGGGAGGGGGCUGCCCCAUGGCCUGGGGCCUCCCCCCAGUCUUCCAGGGCAGGGCCCUCACCUGGGCAGGGGGAUCAGCAUGCGGGGGGAGGGGAGGGUGGAGGGAGGGGCCGGUGUCACUGGAGGUCCCGGUCCUCCAGGUAGCGGUACUCAAAGGUGAAGCCUUCCUUCUUCCGCUGGCCCCACUUCUCGUAGUCAAAGUAGAUGUAGGUGCCCUGGCCGGGGGAGAAGGCGGUCAGUGAGUGGACGAGGAGGUGGUCAGGGAUCUGGGCCGGACCAACAGACAGAGGGGACAGUUCUUAGGGCCACGGAUGUGCCAGGCACCAGGCCAGCUGCCCUGCAUGCAUUCGCCGUCUCACUCCACCCUCACAAUGCUCUUCUCAGGUAGGAAAGCUCAUCAGGCCCACUUUAGAGGAAACACGGGGAGGCGCAGAAUGGUCACGCCCGCGGUCGCGUGCCAGAGCUGGGCCUCAACCCGGCACAUCUGCAAAGCCUUCUAUUGCUUCUCACGAUGGCUGCAGCUUUUGAGCACUGAUCAGGUGCUGAGAACGUCACGUAUGUCCUAGCAUUUAGUCUUCACAAAACCCUUGCGGCCAUUCCCCCAUCCUUAGAGAAUGGAACAGGCUCGGAGUCUACAUCCAGGCACGCUGCCGGGACAGAUGUUUUAUUGGUGACAGUGAUGCUGUGGGACUCUCUGAAGGACUGAUGCUGUGAAAUAUACUAACUCGGAGGAUUACUUUUGGACCAAA